AUGUCCAGCGCGCAGGCGUCUACAUCCCGUCCGCGCAAACGGACUCGCUUUGUCGACUCUCCUCGCGCAGAUAACAACCCGUCGGGCGUUGAUGCCCUCACGGGCGCGAGCAAGCGCCCGCGGAGUGAGAAGGCUCUGGGCAAGCGCCCUCUGCGGUUGGCAUGCGCGCAUUGUAGAAGGCAAAAUCUCCCGUGCGAUGACACCUUUCCGUGUAGUGCAUGUAUCAAGAGCGGAUACGCGGAAGCGUGCCCCGGUGGCGUGCCACCCCCUGGCCGCAUACGCGCACCAAAGCCUUCACAGGUGCAGGACAUAUCGCUGCAGGCUAGUGGCGGCCAGCAGCAACCGCAGAUGCGAGUUCAAGACGCGUCGCCGUCGCGGGCCGGACUCCGCUCGCGUCACCGUCCUGCUGCCGAGACAACGUUCGGGAUCGCGGGUGGCUCCCGUUCCGCGUUGCUGACGCCGCCGGCAGAGCGAGAUCGAUCGGCACCAGCCACACCCUUAUUUUUGGACGAGAUAUCCAUCGAACAGAUGUGUGCGCCGCGGCCAAACGAGAUUGCUCACAUCGUCUCUCGAUGUCGCGGCCGGGUGGCUUUGGGCGGCGAGGAGUCUCUCGACGCCGUGCGCCAGAUGAGCGCGGCUCUACCCUCUCGCGAACAUGCCAACUUCCUCUGUGAGCAGGCGAAGUCGGUAGCGCUGUGGUAUAAUGGCUUCUCACCCCAGGAUAACGAGCAUCUCUCCACUCUGAUGCAAGACGUCUACGAUAAUCUGCCGGUACUUGCUUGCCCUUUCAAGCUUGCCGUGGUCUUUGCCGUCCUGGCCAUGGGCAUGGAAGCAUCAGCGCGCGACGAUGUGGUGUCCGAUAGUGCUAGUGCCUACCACCUACUCGCCCGAGCCGCAGCAUGCCUUACGUCGAGUGCGCCGGAUGCAGACGUCAGUCUUCUGACAGCGCUGUUCUUCAUGGUAGCUUAUUUGCUCAUCUUUCGGGACGACGAAGCAAAUAUGCUCGCAGCCCGAGGGAUCUUGAAUGCGGCAGCGCGUGUCUGUAAAGAGCUUGAUAUGGAUGCCGAUAAGGCCGUCGGAUUAUGUCUGAAUGUCCGGCGACAACGAAGAAGAGUCAUAUUCUGGCAACUCGUGGCUUCAGAUACAAUGCUUGCUUUAGCUCGACGUGACGAGCCUUCUUUCCCCUUAGAAGGUCCCGAUAAUCGCUGUACUGUUGCACCCAACGCUGCCGGCUCCACAACGUCGCUGGAAUGGCGCCAGCAAUACGUGACCCGCUGCGUAACGCCGGUCCUGAAUAUCAUAAGGGCGACGAACACAUACUCGUACACACGCGUCGUCAAGCUUGAUGCCGCGAUUCGCGAUUUUCCUAUACCUUCCUUCCUUCGCAUGCCUUCUCUACCGGGUUCCCCUCAAGCCAUGGAGCUCACCAGCCAACGCGCAUACAUCAGUAUACAACGGGACUUCUUAGUGACCCAGCUACAUCGGUCAUACUUCAUCCAGGCCAUCAGCGAACCGCACACGUUCUCAUACACGCACCCGCACAUAUGUUCCGUCCUCGCCACGUACCAGAAUGCAUGUCAGAUCAUCGCUUGUCUGGCCCUUGUCAUGCGCUCGGAUCCCGAGGCCUGCCGGAGAAUCCCUUGUUUGUGGACGCAGACCUUUACAGCUGCGGCUGGGCUGUGCUUCAUCGUCUCAAAAAUACCUGGAGAUCCGCUUGCUACGCUUUCUCGUCCUCAGAUUGAUAAAUGCGUGAAGCUGUUUCAGCAGGCGAAGGUGGUUGGUCAGGAGGCAGCGGCCAAGAUCCAACUGUUAGAGAGCCUGGCCGCCAAGUCUACCCAGGUCUAUCUUGAAUGGCAGCGAACCGCUGGCCCACCAGGGCUCUCUACCUGGCCUUCCCCGCCGAUGAUCUUGACCCCCAAGUCGGACUCCAACUCCGGGUCACAGAGCAUCGACCCCUAUGCUCACAUGCAUCCCAUCCUACUGCGUCUACUGCAACAGGCGAAGGCGAGAGCGCUUGCAGUCCAGUCGAAAGCAGGCCCGCCUCCCGUUGUCAGCCCGCCGAUCCCCGUUCCUCCCAAACCGCCGUCGAACAUUGGUCAGCUCCCAACACCAUCUUCCAGCGCGGAUAUCGAUCAACCCUUCAUGAUGCCCGUGGAUCUCUGGAACGCGACGCCUACGCCCGACUUCUCGUCGUUUGGCUCGCUGGUUGGGCCAAAUAGCGCGAACCCUUCCCCCAUGUCGGCAGACGACCCCUUACGCAUGGUCGGCGGUGAUCCAAGCGUAUCCAUGUUCGAUAGCUUCGGGACAGAUCUGGGGUGGAUGAUGUCUCCGCAAGACAUGUCGGCGCCCCAGGAUAUUCUUGCAUCCACGCCUGGUUUGUCACGGACAUUGCAAGAUCCUACGAAUCAUCCCCAUCUAACCGGUUCCUUCGCAUCAUCUGAACCGUAUUUGUUUUGA
Molecule: messenger RNA, 2457 nt
Organism: Peniophora sp. CBMAI 1063
Lineage: Eukaryota; Fungi; Basidiomycota; Agaricomycetes; Russulales; Peniophoraceae
Source: the annotation of a GenBank genome assembly